GAUGGGAGGGACCAAGGUUCCAUGGGGUGGGAUGGGGCAGGGCAGGGGGGGUGCCAGGGGGCAGGAGGGGCUGGGAGGGACCCCGCUGAGCCGUGGGGCGCUGACCCGGCCCCCGCAGACCCCCCGUCCCCCCCAAGAUGAAGCUGCUGGCCGCUGCCCUGCUGCUGCUCUGCGCCUGCUGCCUCCAGGCCGCCCUGGUCAGGCGCGAAGCCCCCCCCGAGGAGGCUGCCCCCCCCGAGGAGGCUGCCCCCCCCGAGGAGGCCGCUCCCGUGGACGUCGAUGGCUUCUUCACCCGUUAUUUCCCGUUCUUCUCUGUCUUCAUGACCGAGCAGCUGCCCCAGAAGCUGCAGGCGGAGAAGCUGCGCAGCCAGGCUGAGGCUUACUUGGACCGGGCCAACAAGCAGCUGGCGCCGCUGGCCCAGGAGCUGCGGAACAACAUCGACAGCCUCUUCUCCUCCGUGCUGGAGCUGGGCAAGGGCGAGAGGCAGCCCUGAGCCCCGCCACGGCGGCCCUUGCACCCCCGCCCCCCCGUGACAAUAAAAGCCGUGGAGCUGC
This is a messenger RNA of Tyto alba (common barn owl), 555 nucleotides long. Its product is annotated as apolipoprotein A-II-like. Gene Ontology annotation, molecular function: lipid binding. The record is from RefSeq and is a predicted model, not a curated record. Bases 138 to 494 code for a protein of 118 amino acids. The transcript is spliced from 2 exons. Lineage: Eukaryota; Metazoa; Chordata; Aves; Strigiformes; Tytonidae. Gene Ontology annotation, biological process: lipid transport; lipoprotein metabolic process. Gene Ontology annotation, cellular component: extracellular region.